AUGGUUCGGACUCGAGCAAGCCUUUCUAGAGAAGCCAACAACUUGUUGCACCAUCAUACCGGGUCAUCACGAAGGGAAAUUACCUCAAGUCGUAGCGACAAUCAAGACAAAAACAAGGAACACCCAUCUUUGAAAAAUAACAGUAAUAAUAAUAAGAGCGGUGAUGUACACAAUAAUGACGAUCGUCAAACGACGACUUCUUCGAAUGUAAAUGGUAGAAACUCAGGGAUUUCAAACGAACAUACUAUCAAAUCCGAAAACAAUAAUUUUCUUGAUGAAUCAGAAAGCACAAAGCCUGUACCAAAAAGAGUGUCUUUUUCUUCCAAUGUAACAGAUGAUGAAGAAAAGGAUUCUCCAAAUUCUGCUUUGAGAAAAAGGAAGCAAAGAGAUAUUGCCAAAUUAAUUAUUUCUCCUGCUGAACCCAUUGGUCACAUUAUUGUUUAUUCAAAUGUCAAACAGAGCGUAAGACCAGAUAGCAUGACAUUAUGGACAGACCCAAUGGGAUCUAAAGAGGAUGCUUUAACAGCCAUUAAAUUUGGAGCAGACCCAGUAACAAAUAAUGUACAAAUCAAAAGAGCUGUCAACAAGAAAUGGCCAAUUUUACAAGAUCAUUGUACGUUAACCCAUGACGGUAAUAGUACAGUGUUAUUGCUAGAAAAAGAAGCCAUGGUUUUAGUGAAUGGCCAAUUUUACAAGAAUUCUCAGACAGCAGAAAAGAAUGUCAUUUGUGUUGAUAGAGUGAUAAUUGACUAUGGUGAUAUCAUUGAGUUGGAUGGAAGAUUAUUUAUUUUUGCAAAACACAAUCUUCCAUCUUAUUUUGCAAAUUAUCAACAAAUGUUUGUGGACUAUUUGGAGAACAAUAACAAGAAACGGAAACGAGAAGACGAAGCAAAUGAAUCUUGUGUAAAGAAAGAAAAACUAUCUCAGACCAGCGAAGAAGAUGAAAACACAGAAGAAGAACAGAAUCUCAACGAAGAUGAACAUAUAGAUUCUGAGGAGCUGCAUAAUGCAAUUUCUGAAAUGGGUGAAGAGGAAAUUGAGGACUAUGACGGACACCUCAAUGAACUGAGUUUAGGAAGUGACGAUAUGAACCUCCAACCAGAGGAAGCUGACAACAAUAUUCCCAGCUUUUUUUCAGAAAACAACAAUGGAACACCAGACCAAACUGAUCCAACAGCAACUCAAAGUCAAGAGGAUGGAGAUUUGGAAAAUAUCAUUGGUGCAGAGCUGUACCAAGAGAUUAUUGAAAAGUUGAAUACUGAGGUUUCUAAACAAAUAGAAGAAAAGGAAAAAGAAUUUGCGAAGAAGGUCGAGGCAUUAGAGAAGUCUUUGAGAGAAGAAAAAGAGCGAACCUCACAACAUUUAUAUUUGUUAGAAAAGCAAAUAGAAAGCCUCAAAAACACACUCAAAGAUAAAGAAGAAGAGAUUGAGGAGCACAAACGAGCUCUUGAAAAGAGCAAGCAACAAAUUGAGAAGAAUGAAUCACAACGAAAAGACUACGAAAAACUUAAAUUUAAAACGACAGACUUGGAAAAAAAGUUGCAAGAAAAAAUUAAUGCACAAGAUACUCUCUUAAAUGAGAACAAACUGUUGAGACAACAGAUCGUCAAUUUGAAGAAAAAUUCACAACAAAACGAGACAUUUAAGAAUGUACUCGACAAGAAAGAAAAAGAACUGGAAAAAAUAAGAGCACGUAUCAGAUCUUUUGAUAAUUUUAUUCAAAGCACAACAGAAGAAAUGCAAGCUCAAUCUAAAGGAUUAAUACGCGCCUUUAACCAAGACCCAAUUGAGGAUGAUUCAAUAAUUUUUUCAGUGGAUGAAAUAGAGUCGUCUCAAAAUGUGUCAAACCAAGCGACGAUAAAAAACCAAGCCAUACAUAAGAGGCCCCUCCAAUUCGGAAAGAGUGAACCUGGGAGCUCAAAACCUCUACUGCCCAUUAACUCAACUAAGAAAUUUAAUUCAACAGAAACGCUCAACUCAAGGAAUGAUAACGAUGAAAUCCAGAAUAACGAUCAUUCGGAGGAGGAUUUUGAGAUAUGA
Messenger RNA from Naegleria fowleri, 2040 nucleotides. RefSeq lists its product as uncharacterized. The transcript has a single exon. NCBI's taxonomy places the organism in Eukaryota, Heterolobosea, Eutetramitea, Acrasida, Naegleriidae. The record is from RefSeq and is a predicted model, not a curated record. Bases 1 to 2040 code for a protein of 679 amino acids.